This is a messenger RNA of Clarias gariepinus (North African catfish), 2210 nucleotides long. RefSeq names its product glutathione hydrolase 1 proenzyme-like. Gene Ontology annotation, molecular function: glutathione gamma-glutamate hydrolase. NCBI's taxonomy places the organism in Eukaryota, Metazoa, Chordata, Actinopteri, Siluriformes, Clariidae. The record is from RefSeq and is a predicted model, not a curated record. The coding region runs from base 127 to 1917 and encodes 596 amino acids. Gene Ontology annotation, cellular component: plasma membrane. Gene Ontology annotation, biological process: regulation of immune system process; regulation of inflammatory response; peptide modification. The transcript has 13 exons.
UCUCUUUCAUUUUCGUAGAGAAAUCCACAAUGGUCUUGGCGUCUCUGCGUGAACCACAGACUCUGUCACAACUGUGAAGACCAACUGCAAGUUUCUGCAGCGAGCGAUUACUGAAAGCACACAGAGAUGGAAAGAGUGCCACAAUUUGACAAUGAUGAACGUGAUUCAGAAACCGAGGGUCGUCAGCCAGGGGCCACGAGGAAGAAGCGCCGCAUUGUUUUAUUAGCUGCUGGUCUGGUUGUCGUGAUAAUUGUCAUUGUUUUUCUCACUGUAUAUUUCUCAAAAGCCCUUAAAAUUGGCUGCUACUCCAAAGCCGCCGUAGCAGCAGAUGCUAAAGACUGUUCUGAGAUCGGCAGGGACAUGCUAAAGCGUGGAGGCUCUGCAGUUGAUGCCGCCAUUGCAGCACUGCUGUGUGUUGGACUGUUUAACCCCCAGAGCAUGGGCAUUGGAGGAGGACAUUUCUUCCUCAUCUAUAACAGCUCUACAGGGAAGGUGGAGACUAUCAAUGCGAAGGAAACGGCUCCUAGGCGUGCCACACUUGACAUGUUCACCAAUAAAGACCUCUCAAAAACAGGAGGCCUGUCCAUCGCGGUCCCCGGUGAGCUUCGAGGCUAUGAGCUGGCACACCGGCGUCAUGGUCGCCUGCCGUGGAGGGAGCUGUUUGAGCCGAGCAUCCGGCUGGCACGUGAGGGCAUCCCCAUCACCAGAAUUCUCGGCGAUGCCUUAAACAAGUCAAGAGCCAAGGAGAACAUUCUGCGUAAUCCAGCUCUGUGUGAAGUAUUCUGUAACUCCAAUAAAACCAUCCUGAGGGAAAAUGACACUAUCAAAUACCCACGGCUAGCAGACACCUACGAGAAGAUCGCUAACGAAGGAGCUGAUGUCUUUUAUAACGGCUCCAUGGCUCAAACCAUCGUGGAUGACAUCCAGGCUGCAGGUGGCAUUAUAACGCUUGAAGACCUGUCAGGGUAUAGACCAGAGCUGAAUGAAGACACUAUGAAGAUAAAUGUGGGAGAAUACACUAUGCACUUUCCAGAUGCUCCAUCUAGCGGUCCUGUGCUAGCGCUAAUCCUCAACAUUGUGAAUGGGUAUAAUUUCUCAAGCAGCAGUGUGUCUACUACAGAGAAGGAGACACUCACUUAUCACCGCAUUAUUGAGGCUUUCCGCUUCGCCUUCGCUAAGAGGACUAAGCUGGGAGAUCCUCGCUUCCUCAACAUCACUGACUUCAUCCGCAACAUGACCUCAGAGUACUUUGCCAAUAUUAUACGCAGUAAGAUCUCAGAUGAGACCACAUAUCCAGGGUGGUACUAUGAACCAGAGUACUCUAACCCUGAAAGUGAUGGGACAAGUCACCUGUCCAUCCUUGCUGAGGAUGGGAGCGCCGUGGCAGUGACUAGCACCAUCAAUUUGGCGUUUGGUUCUAAAGUGAUGUCACCGUCCACUGGAAUCAUCUUCAACAAUAUUAUGGAUGACUUCAGUUCUCCAAACUUUAAAAAUGCUUACAAUGUUCCUCCUUCUCCUAAUAACUUCAUCAAAGCAGGUAAAAGGCCGCUCUCAGCCAUGUGCCCCACCAUCAUCUUUGACAAACACAACAAAGUUAAAAUGGUUGUAGGAGCUGAAGGUGGGCCGAGGAUCAUUACAGCAACGGCUCUGGUCAUCCUGAACUCUCUGUUCUUUAACUAUGAUGUAAAGAAAAGUGUAAAUAAACACAGAGUCCACAACCAGCUCAACCCCAACACCACCGAGGUGGAGGAUGGCUUUAACCAGAUUGUAAAAGAAGGACUAGAGAAGAAGAAUCACAGCACAGAGAUUUACAACGAGAAGAAGCCCUUUUCGGUGGUUCAGGCUGUGGUGAGGCAGGAUGGACAGAUCUGUGCUGAAUCAGAUCAGAGAAAAAGAGGACAAGCUGCCGGUUACUGAAACUUUAACAACAUUUUAUCUCUAUUUCUUUGAUCAAACAAAAAGAAAUGUACGAAAUCAAUUUAAAUAUAACCGUGCCUUUAAAAAGAAGCUUUUUUGUAUGCAGAGAUCAGUGGUGUUGUUUCUUCUAUUUGUUGUUUUAUUUAAUGUGCAGCAGGGUCAUCUGAGCCACUGUUACUCCUGCUUACAUACUGCCUGAAUGCUGUUUUUGAAUUUUAAUUUUUUGUGUUUUAAAAAUAACUGUACAAGAGAGAUAAAAAAUCGUUUUUUUUUUGUUUGGAUGUUUGUUUACA